AUGUUUUGCUAAUUAAAUGUCGUCGAUAAUGAGGAUAACUCAUUCAGCAGCCAUAUCCACCCGAUAGAGUCUGACUCGAUCUCCACCAACGAGGACAGCUCACUCAUAGACAACACCACUUUACUCGGAACCCGCAAGCACAGUCUUAACAGCGAUGACACCUUCGAACCCACCAAGAGACAAAAGAUCGACACAGAUAAAAGUCUUAAUUCUAGAUCAACCUACUCAGUCGAGAACACUGAAAAUCUGUAGGACAACAAGUCAGCUACCUCAGCCAAUUAAACCAACCAGCAGUUCAGCUGCUUCUUCCCACAGUUUGAAGCUGACUUCCAAGAGAUCAAGCUAAGAAAGCGAGACGCAAAAGGCGAUGACAAAAAUUUAGGCGCACCAUACUGGAGUCCAAACUUCAUAAGUUCUAGUUCCAAUAAUAAACUUUCAAAUAAUCCAAAUCACGUCUACUUUACUCCUAUAAUUGGAUCCAAUUCCUCAACUGCUUUGGCAAGUGACUAGACUAGCAAGCAAACAGCUACUACGACUGCAACCAAGUCUAAAUCCCAGGACAAAUGCUAGAUAUUCGACAAGGCCACCCUACUAGCCAAGAAAUUCAAGGGAGAGUGCCUUUCUCAGAGCUACAGUAUUUGCAAAGGCAAAAAUUCACUUAAAUUUAAAUGCCUAAAUAGCCAUACUUUCUACAUUCCUGUUGAAUCCCUAGAAAACAUUGAAAUUUCAGAGAUCAGUAUCCCCACUUCCUCCUCUAAAAGUGUUAAGAGCGCCGCUCCCUCAGUUAAGAUCAUGUGUUCACCCAAUGCAUCAGAAGACUGGUGCUACAAGUGCAAAAAGUUCUACAAGAACUGCCAAGAGGUGGCGGCCGAGCAUAGUAUUAACGUAGUGGAAGGACUAUUUAAUAACAAAAUUACCUUAAAAUGCGAAAGAAGAGACCAUUGCUUCAAGAUUUCCUACACUAAGAAGCUUCAUACCCUAUCCUGCAGUGAUUGUCGCAAAGAAGAACGCGAAGAAUGGAAAGAACAACUCAGGCAAGAGGAGCAGAAGAAAAAUGAGUACUACUAGCAACAACAGAAAGAACUUUUUGAAAGAGCUAAGAGAGAAAUGGAGGGCGAAAGAGUACCAAACUAAGCUUAAUGGAACAACACUAAUAAUACCAGCAGCAACAGCACCUAUGACUAAGGGUAUUAUAGAGGAGGGUAUAGUGAUUGUUCCUGGAACGCCAAUUCUUCCUCCUCGUCUUCGAAUACUUCCUCUUCACAGGGCAAGACUAGUAGUUGUAGUGGUAGUGGUAGUAAAUAUAGUUACUUCUAAGUCCUUGAAGAACAGAUUAACCUUUAAGCACAAAAACUGACUCUGGAGUACCUGAAAAAAAAUAAAGGUACUGACAAUAAUAAUAAUAAUGUGGACAGCGAAAAGGUGUUUAUAGUAUACAAGUUUAUACAUACACCGAUAGAGGCACUGAUUACAGGAAUGAGUUAGAUGAUGCGUGAGCAAGCGAUUCAGUACUUUAGGAGGUUAGCUAAGCUUUUGCACCCAGAUAAGAAUCAACACCCCUUAGCUAAGGAAGCUUUCCAGAAGUUAUCUGAAGCCGUCUAGGCCGUCAGUGCUACUUCUGGUAGAGCUGCUCUAGGCUUAAGAUUCGCUGCUUUUUACUCCCAUUAUGGGGUCAAAGGUUUUCGGAACCUUUUCGAAUAUUUCGAAGAGGGGAAGACGACUGGAGCAUCUCACUUGGGGCUUAAGUUGAAGUUUGUGAAUCUUUCUCUAGAUGGAAUGGCUGCGAAGUUUGUGCCGUCAUUUGACUUCUGA
Molecule: messenger RNA, 1812 nt
Organism: Stylonychia lemnae
Lineage: Eukaryota; Ciliophora; Spirotrichea; Sporadotrichida; Oxytrichidae
Source: the annotation of a GenBank genome assembly